Molecule: messenger RNA, 5793 nt
Organism: Babjeviella inositovora NRRL Y-12698
Lineage: Eukaryota; Fungi; Ascomycota; Pichiomycetes; Serinales
Exons: 1
Coding region: 1-5793 (1930 amino acids)
Biological process (GO): intracellular protein localization; retrograde transport, endosome to Golgi; endocytosis
Cellular component (GO): endocytic vesicle; Golgi apparatus; membrane
Source: RefSeq, a predicted model, not a curated record
AUGUCAUUCUCCGCGGAACUUCUCACACGGAACUACGACCGCACAACCACGCUCACUAGUUUGGUGGAGCUUCACUCGCGCCUCGCGCUGACCGAUGACGGCGACGCCGUGUUGCGCGAGCUCAACACGCUCGUGGCAUUUCUCUCCACCAUUGACCUCCCUGCGCGCAAGGAGGAAGACAACACUGAAAGUCCCGAGGCGAUGCAAUUGCGAAACGAAGAAAAACAGUCGCUCAGCAUCUAUAAGGUCCUCUCGGCGUGCUACAUUUUGUGCCUCCGGGGCCUUCCGCGGGCAAAGACGUUUGACAGCGCAAACACCCUCGUGGGCGACUACUUGGUGCCGGCGGCAGAGGCCAAAAAGCCGAAAAACGCCACGUCGCGCAUCAACGCAAACCCUACGCUCGUGCUCCUCAUUGACCUCUACGCAGCGUUCCCCGCACAGGUCUCCAACCUCAACAACGCGGUGGUGUCCGCGCUCUACCGACUCUGGAAACACGACCCGGAUAUGGCCAACAACCAGAAGGUGGUGUUCUUGCUCGCCACCGCCGUCGGCAAUGCCAACGCGCUGGAUAUCCCCGAUAAGCUCCUCGCCAAGUUGGUCAAGUACACCAAGGUCCAGCUCGCGGAUACGGCCAACUCCACGCCCAUGCUCCGCGACGUGCUCCGCGUAGCUGGCCACUUGGCCACCUUCCAGAUGCAUGGCCACUACACUGGUCUCAUUGCUAGGCUUGCGAAAGGGAAGAAGGCUGCGUCACUCGAGGAAGUGCACACACAGCAGGCCGCGCACCAGGCGGCCGUUCUUGCGACGUACCUCCCAUGUUUUGUCGCGGGGAUGGUUCAUCGCGAGAAGGACAUUCGUACGACGGCGGUUGGCGUGCUUGCAACGGUGAUGUUCGAGCUUGUGCCAACCGACGCUUCCCGUGACGCGCGCGCGGGUACGCGUAGCUUUGCGUGGGAGUACAUUGUCGACUUGUACAUCACUGGAUCUGCCCACCCGCGCUUGCGCACCAGUGCCGUCGAACUAUUUAUCCAGCACACGCAACUUGCAAUCAUCCAGGACCCCCAGUACCUUUCGGCCAACACCGUUCCCGUUCUCAUCGAGCUCCUUUUCCGUAAGGUGAUCGUCCCUCUGGCAAACUGGAAGGUGUUCCAACACUGGCGCGCGGCGGUGCGCUUCCUCCUCUCGAACAACGCCAACGACUGUGGCGAGAUUACGCUCGCCGGCGGUCUAAACCAGCUCGUGCGUACGUACUUCGGCACCGAUUUGCUCGACGCAGACCCGGAGACCCCUGCGGAACCGUCCGCGCCGCAGUGCUUGCUCCUUCUUGACGUGAUUGCGGUGUAUCUUGAAAAGCUUGGCGCCAGCGCGGUCGUGUCCACCUGCAAGUUUGUCGCGCUUCUUGACCGGUUGAUCUUGGAUGCCUCCGCCGCCGUCCGCGCAAAAGCCUUACUGGUGCUCGUGCAGUACAACGCGAUUGAGGGCUAUAACGGGGUGAAUCUGUUGUGUCAGGGGUUUUUUGCGAAGGUAAAGGAAUCUGGUGACUCGGCCCCUUACGCGGCGCUCGCACUCGCAACGAUUGUGCGCAUGACGCCCGUACGGUACCUCCGCCGGGAGCUCUUGUUACAGAUCAUGAGCUACUGCACGCUGAGCUUGAAGCAAAAGGCUGGUGCACAGCUGGUGCGCGCGUGCUGCUGCUGGACGGUGCUCGCAGGCUUGAUGAUCGUGCCGAAUUCGGAUUUGGUCCAGUUGAACACGUCGCAGUUCUUAAUCUUCUGGAAGGGCUUGCUCACGCACAACUUCAACCCGCACUCGCUUGUGGGUGAGUCAGACACACCGCAGGAUGUGCAGCGUGCGGUCGCGACGAACAUGGCGCUCCGCAACCACGGCUUGGUCGCGUUGCUUGCGUUCGUGUCCCACGUGGCAGCCUCGCCCGAGGUGCUCAGACAGGUGGGCUUCAUCCUCGCCAAAGCGCUCACCUACGUCAACAGCGUGGAGGCCAGCUUCCAGGAACCCCUCAUCACCGCCACCCUUCUUGAAGACCCCUCCGAUCCCAGGAAACUCGCGUUGUACCACAAGAAGUUGCUUGUGCAAUGCUACCUCCUGAUCGCGGGCCACGUCGAGCGGCACGAAAUGAACUCCAACUUGAUGAUCUUUGCCGUGAAGAACUUUGCGGCGACGAGCUAUUUCAACGCCCCAGAGAUAGACGUCAAGCCCAAGGCAAAGCCCCAGCCGUCACACGAAGUUUUGCUUCUCGAGACGACCGACGGCUUGUGCCACGGCCUCUCUAGCAAGUACGCGGGCGAAAGCGGCCUUGCGUGGUACGCGGAGUUGGAACUGCUUGCGGUCCAGCCGGUCCCCUGCGAUACGGCCAACGACCCGAUGUGCUUUGUACUCGCGGCGACGCCUCCGCCGUUGGUCACCGAGCUCGUCGAUCUCUCUAUCGGAUUGUUCCAGGUGUCCUUCCCGUCCAUGUCAUUAAAGAUUCAGCUCCUGUUGGUGGAGACGUUACGCGCGUUCUUGUUCCAGAACGAGGCGUCGCCGCGCCUCGAGGUGGUGCACCUCAACACCGCGCUCGCGAUCCACGGGCUUGCCAAGGGCAUGCGCGCGGGCACGCGCGUGGAUACGGAGGUCGCACACUUCCUCAUGGAGACGGUCAAGAACUUGCAGAUGCUGCAGCCAGACACGGUGCGGUGCAAUGCUGAAACUCUCGCGUUGUUGGUCGCGGGCGCGGCGGGAAACGCCGCGGACGUCACCCAGCACAUUGCAACCAUCACCAAUGACAUUGUCUCACACGCGGACCCGUUGGUGCGCAGCCGCAAUGUGCUCGCGUUGGCGUGCAUCUACCAGCACACCGCGGUAGGCUUCGUGGAUAUCUACGCGGUGGUUGCACAGCUCGCGGUGGACACGCAUCCGGUGCUAAACCACUGGGCAUUGCGCGCGUUGGUGGUGCUCUUGGAGAGCCACCACGACAACCUCAGCCUUUGCACGCCGGUGCUCGAGCUCAUGGUGCGGAUUCUCACCGACGACCGAUACGGCUACGACAUGGAAUCCAUCUCAUACUCCAACAUGCGUGUCGCGCACCCCUCAGUGACGGUCGUCGCGCGUGUUGUGAAGGUGUUGGUGUCGUCGCUCGGACCGGGGGUGCGCACGUUAGGAGGUGCACGCACGAUGCUCCGCGACGUGCUCACCGCGCUCAGCCUCGGCAUCGGCGCCGGUGCCACAGACGACUACGAAGCCGUAUCCGCCGAUAUCCUACUGUUGCUCCAGGAACUUGUGCUCUACGACCCGCUGUUGCUCUACGGCCAGCUCGCAUUCUUUGUGUCGCUUAUCGACUUCCAGAUUUUGAAGAACUUGAAGGUGACGACCAACGCCGCGAUGGUCACCAGCAGCGCCAUGGACAUCUUUGUCGGGGUCAGCUCGCCGACGUUGUUCCGCUUGGCCAUCGCGUGCUACACCGAGUUGGUCAAGAUCCACGGGUGCGCGGUCAUCAGCGAGAGCAUGCGCGACGUGUUGUGGAUCGCGAUGGAUCUCCAACCGUGUGUGGAGUUGACGGCGUUGAUAAAACUCUGGGUGGAGUCUGACAAGGAUAACCUUGGCUGGUUUACCAAGUUGGUGGCGUUGUACGGCAUUCCGCGCGUGAAGCUCUUGCACGGGUUUAACGAGAAGUUGCUCAAGAAGCUCAAUGCCAGCACGAACGCUCAUUCUUCGGGGGGCGAUGCUUCGACCAAGAUUGACUUGGGCGACGAGGAGGUGGAAGGCAUCGUUGGCGAGGAGGCCGAUGACUCCGUCUCCAACAACGAGCCCGUCGGCUGGGCGAUGCGUGUGACCCUCGUGGAAAUUAUUCGCGAUCUCUUGGCGCACAGUCGCGCGAAUGCGGGAUUGCUCCAUGUGUUUUCGCUCCGGAUCCAGGACUUGGUGCGCGUCUCGUUCGUCAGCUCGUCGUCCAACAUCUUGCCGCUUCAGUUGGCCGGGAUCCAGCUCUUGGGAAUGGUCUUGGAGGUGUUUGGCAACACCGUCGACCCGUUGUACCCGAGCACGUCCAUCCUCGAGCAGCAGCAGGCCCAGAUUAUCUCAGCCAUCAUCCCAUGCUUCGGCACGGGUAGCAGCAUUGACUUGGUCAUCCGCGGCGUGGAGAUCUCCUCCAAGUUUCUCAACUUGCCGCGGAUCCGGUUCUCCGCCAAGCAGCGCGUCUUGAAAAGCAUGGUGACAUUGUUGGACGAGUUUUCCAGCAAGGAGUACGUGCUCUUCCCUCAGCUCAAGACGGUCUCGGAGUUGCAGAAGAAGGCGGUGAAGUUGACCUUAUUGGACUGCUGGGCAUUGAUGAAGCUUGCGGCGGAUGACGAAAACGACGAGUCUGAGGAGGAGGAUAUUGCCCUGGUGUUGGACGCCCAUAUGGGCGUGUUGGUGCCGAUGUGGAUCUUAUCUUUGCGCGAAUACUCUAUUGCAAAGUACUCCGACGCUGGCACUGCCGUGGAGGUGGAGAUCUACCAGAACUACUGGAUCGACUUCAUAGACGUGUUGAGCUCGAUCUUCCAGCAGGACCAGGCGGUGCUCUUGCAGUUGUUGGGCUCCGACGUUACUAGCUUCUUCUUUGCGGUGUUCAGCGGGUGCAUCGAGUCAUGCAUCCGGAACAAGAACACGGAGCGGGUGUUGAAGUGCUUGGGCAACUUGUGCCACAACAACAGCGCGGUGGGGUUUGUGUUUGAUGACGAGGUGUUUGUGGAGGUGGUUGAUUUGUUCGACCGCUUGGUGUUGGUGGGCUCGCCGCGCGAGAAAAUGUUGCUUACCAACUUGGUGUACAGCAUCUUUGACAACUACGUACGAGACCAUACCCCGGAAACCGGAGAGUUGGAGAUGAAUGAGAACAUCGACAAACUCUUUGAGUUGUUGCGGGUGGAUAUGCUAUUGAUUGUCAGCCUUCUUCCAUUCUUGCGCGAGGAAGCCAGAACCGAAACGAAGGCGGUUUCGGCUACCGAGUUGGCGUUGUUGCGCAACUCGUUCCAGAUCUUGGUGGCGAUGAUUGCCAAGUUCCCUAGUGUGGUCAAGGUUGAUCUUUACUCGUGCUUGUUGUACGUGUUUGCAGUUGUGUACGAGCACAACAACCCCGAGGUUAUUUCGCUGGUGUUGCCGCACUUGAAACAGGUUAUCGCCGACGUGAGUACGUUGGAGGUUGAUUUGGUGACCCCGUUCUACGAGGUGGUCAGACCAAAGCUCUCGUUCAAUGACGAUAGCUCGUUGUUGUCCUACAUUAUCAUUCUCACCAACUCCGACGUUCUUGUGGCGGAGCAGGAUAUGGCCGAGGUGGUGCACUUUUUGAUGCAGAACUUGACCAGUCCCGAGCCAGCGCCGCUCGGGGUUCAGUCUGCCAAGACGUUGUUACAGUUUUCCGCCAAGAAACGGGGCUCCGGCCCCUUAGCGGCGCAGCUCUUGGUCCCUGCCUUGGUUCGCCUGAUGAAGACCAGCACUGAACCGUACCACAGGCUGGUUGUUGAGUUGAUGGUGGUGUUUGCCAAGAGCUUGGCUGAUUCCAAAAACAGUUAUGCGGUUGUCAUUCCCGUCGUGCUUCAUUGUGCCGUGCAUGAUACCCUACACCGAUACAUCAAGGAACAGUUGUUGGAGUUGGUGACGCAUAGCCCGGAGGCGUUCAAGUUUGUAAUCAGUUCGAUCUUGCCUGCCAGCCAGAGACAAAUGGCUGAAGCCUUACUCAAAGCCACUGGAGCGAGUGAAAACGGAACAUCCGUUCCCGACCAAGAUAGCAGGGGCCACAUCCAGUUGAAGUCGUUUGGGAGCUAG